AUAGCAGCGGCAGCUGCAGCAAAUAACAAACGUCAGCUGCGACGCGCAACAACACGCCACAGUCGCAGUCAGAACAAUAACAACAAGUACAACAAAGAUGAGCAUGAAAAUGAAAAUCCAUUUAGGCUCACUCUUUGUCAUUUUGAUAAUGGCCACCAAAUGCGCCAAUGGCGGUCCACAGAGCCAGCAUCAUGAUUCCAACUCACAGCUGGAUCCAGAUCCCGAGUUUAUUGGCUUUAUCAACAAUGUCACUUAUCCGGCGGGACGCGAAGCUGUGCUCGCCUGCUCUGUGCGCAAUCUGGGAAAAAAUAAGGUGGGCUGGCUGCGAGCUUCAGACCAAACGGUGCUGGCGCUGCAAGGACGCGUGGUAACGCAUAAUGCCAGGAUCAGUGUCAUGCAUCAGGAUAUGCAUACUUGGAAACUUAAGAUUAGCAAGCUACGUGAGAGCGAUCGUGGCUGCUACAUGUGCCAAAUAAACACCAGUCCGAUGAAGAAACAAGUUGGCUGCAUUGAUGUACAAGUGCCACCGGACAUCAUUAACGAAGAGUCCUCUGCGGAUUUGGCCGUGCAGGAGGGCGAGGACGCAACGCUAACAUGCAAAGCCACUGGCAAUCCAGCACCGCGUGUCAUCUGGCGCCGUGAGGAUGGCGAAAUGAUACUCAUACGCAAGCCAGGCAGUCGCGAGCUUAUGAAAGUGGAGUCGUAUAAUGGCUCAUCGCUGCGACUGCUGCGCUUGGAGCGACGCCAAAUGGGUGCAUAUCUCUGCAUUGCCUCCAACGAUGUGCCGCCGGCUGUGAGCAAACGCGUCUCGCUUAGCGUGCAAUUUGCGCCGAUGGUGCGCGCACCCAGCCAGUUGCUGGGCACACCGCUGGGCUCGGAUGUGCAGCUGGAGUGCCAGGUGGAGGCAUCACCCUCGCCCGUUUCCUAUUGGCUGAAGGGUGCACGCACCUCGAAUGGCUUUAGCAGUGUGUCCACAGCCAGCUUAGAGUCCGGCUCACCGGGACCCGAAAUGCUGCUCGAUGGGCCCAAGUAUGGCAUUACAGAGAAGCGCGAUGGCUAUCGCGGCGUCAUGUUGCUGGUGGUGCGCUCCUUCUCCGCCUCCGAUGUGGGCACAUAUCACUGCGUCAGCACAAACUCACUGGGCCGCGCCGAGGGCACCCUGCGACUCUACGAAAUCAAGCUACAUCCGGGCGCAUCGGCCAGCAAUGAUGAUCAUCUAAAUUUCAUAGGCGGUCUAGAGGAGGCGGCGCGCAAUGAGGCUUCGAGCAGCUGGCAGUCCACCAAGUGGCUGCUACUCCCACCAGCGUUAAUGUUGCUGCUCAUCUGGCCGCCAAUAUUGCUGCAAUUUAACGCGUGAUACACAAACUGAGCGAGAGCCGGCAAUCAAGUACCACGAGUAUUAUUCCUACAGGUGUUGAACCCAUGCUGCCAAACGAUUUAAUAUUUUCGCUUAUGCUCCCGCUCCCGCUCUCAAUGAACAACAACAAUACCACAAGCGCUGCAUGGGGCUUGUGUUUUUUUUUGUUGUUGUUGUGCUCUCUCAACCCUUUUGUUUUCGUUUUUAUGUGUGGCAUCGAUAAACGCAUCGCAACGCAUUCGCUAUUGUCAAAACAUUAAAGAAAAUAGGAGGAAAAGCAGCAGCAGCAGCAAGCGCUAUGGGCGCUAUAUACCUAUAUCAUUUACGAAACGUAUCAGCAACGCGUGUUUUAAACCCUUACCACCAAACCAGCAGGCGGAGCCCCUCCUGGUGAGCCAGCCAGAAUAUCAAAAAACAAAAAUGGUUAAGAAACUGAAACGCAUAAUGUUAUAUUGCAUAUAUAUA
Drosophila busckii is the source of this 1822-nucleotide messenger RNA. It is a transcript of the gene DIP-gamma, whose product is annotated as lachesin. The transcript is spliced from 10 exons. NCBI's taxonomy places the organism in Eukaryota, Metazoa, Arthropoda, Insecta, Diptera, Drosophilidae. The record is from RefSeq and is a predicted model, not a curated record. Gene Ontology annotation, cellular component: neuron projection. The coding region runs from base 98 to 1357 and encodes 419 amino acids.